Messenger RNA from Varroa destructor (honeybee mite), 3176 nucleotides. RefSeq lists its product as uncharacterized. The record is from RefSeq and is a predicted model, not a curated record. Lineage: Eukaryota; Metazoa; Arthropoda; Arachnida; Mesostigmata; Varroidae. Gene Ontology annotation, molecular function: RNA polymerase II cis-regulatory region sequence-specific DNA binding; DNA-binding transcription factor activity, RNA polymerase II-specific. Gene Ontology annotation, biological process: cell differentiation; anatomical structure morphogenesis; regulation of transcription by RNA polymerase II.
CAAGAUGCAACAUUACUUAGCGGUAGUUGUUGCUAUCUGUUCGUUUUUCUACGGCCAUCUCCGGCGUCGCUCUAUGUGUAUGUAUCAUGUGAUAUGGUAUAGUAUCCUCUGUGGAGGCGGAGCCACGCGACUCGAUGGGAAAGGGCGGGGUCGAGCCCAGGAGAGCACGGAGUGCGAGACUCCGCAGCAGCAGCAGCAGCAACGAGAAUAAGAAAUCGGCGUCUCUGACAACACGAUGGGGUCGAUCAUCGGCAGCGUCAACAUUCGCGCGGGAGACCGCUGAUGGAACAGUGCUGGUGGUGGUUAUGGACACUCGGCAAGAACGGUCGGCAAAAAAGAGCGACAAAGUGAUCAUGCCGUCUCCGAACCAGUCAACAGAGAUGGCAGCACGUGGACGGCCUAUACGCUUGUAGAGGCUUUCUGGUGUUGGGCGACCGCUUAGAAGAAAGCGUGUCGGGCCCUUAGGACACACCCACAAUUAGCUCGAUAUUAAUUGCCUCAGUGCAGUCAGUUGGAUGACUAUUGGCUUUACCUAAUCUCAACACUGGAGGGUGUUCGAAGUGUGUAGCGACUCGGUGAUAAGCAAAAUUAGAACUCGGUUCAGGAUUGUGUAUGUAAACUGUGUUAGCAACUAUAUACGCUGAAGAUAUUUACGGUUCGAUGUGCUUCUUGUUAAUUAAGAGGAGUGUCAGUAGGUCAAAGGUUCUUGCGUUCUAUAGGGACAACUAAACGAAUCUUAGACAUCGUGCUAUUAGAAGGCGGGGAAAACUUAUUACGCACACGUCGGAAGAUCGUUUCGACCUUCAAAUUAGCAAAACUACUUGAAAAUUUGCUUGUUCCCUAUUCGAUGCCUACAUUGACGUUUGCAAUCUAACUCUCUCUGGCCACAAUGACCAAAUCAUAAACCACUUUCGAACAAACAGAUUAUCAAAAUGAUCCCAUAGCAACGGGAUACGUAGAAAACGUCCGCGUACAUCUAAUCGUUGGCGACAGAUCGAUAUUUAGCACUACCAGUAUUAUCCGAACUUCUCCUACUAUAUUUAAUUAUCCGGCUUCGGCGAUUUUGCUCCUCCUCAGGAUACCAUCCGGUAUCAGUGACAGUAUCAUUCACUGUUCGCCUGAGAUGUUCGACACGUUUGGACGACUUCAUGACACUGCAGAACAAAGAAGGAAACGAUUUUAGCUAAUAGGACAAAAUGAUUCCGCCGUAAUCGAGACGAUUGUGUCAGUUCGCUCAACUGCAGGACCCCUCGCUGUACCAACUUAAUCUGUUCCUAUAAACUUCGUUCGAAACAUCUAGUACGUGAAGUCUCAGCGUGACUCUUCCCUCAUUUUCCUUGUAAGCCAGCCACAGCAUUGGCUGGUGUGGUAGCCGUCAAUUUCGACGUUUUCCUUUGUUCACUGCUUUAUUAACCAUCUAAAGGUUGCGAACAACUGUCUGGCCGCGACCGGCUGGCCAGCUAGAGUCGGCUAUUGAUAUGAGCGUGGCUGUACAGGAUGUUCUAGCUGUUGUUGAUCUCUGGUAUCGACGAUUCGUGGCAGACGGCAAAUGUCGAUAAGCCCGAUGUACGUUCUAGUGUUUACUUGCUUCUAACUGAUAGUCCAUUCCAGUCGUCAGGCAUUACAAUCAACAACAAUCUCGGUCUUAGCUUGCCGCUGACUGGACGGUAAACAUCGCCGCGGCAUAAAGUCCCUUCACCGAGAAGUUCCUCUCGUUUGCUGCCAGCCAGUCGCAGUAUAAACUGAUUUCUAUACAGGAGACACUUAACAGACAUUCACUGUUGUCGGAAACGAACCGCCGGAUCGAGUGAAUCAGUCAAUGGUCAACGUAAAGCUGACGUAACGUUUUGAACAAACGGUGAUGUAAAAAAAAAAAGUUCGCGAACUAAAGUUAAAGGUCAAUCUUCCAAAAAAAAUAAGUGUUGAUUAGCAGUAAUUACUUUGAAAGAGUGGUGCGGAAACUUAUGCAAGAGUUACAAUUCCAUGUAGCUAGAAAAACGGCGAGAAACCGAGAUAGCGUAACAUCUUGAACACUGAACUUGAAAUUGCGAGAUCAACUUGGCCCCUUAGGUGGAAGAACUUACAGGAAGGCAGUUGUAAAGCAGAAAUGGCGUCCCCACCACCGAUUGAUCUAUCACAACGGGCGCAGUGCGACAUCGCGGAGGAGAUUGACUUCAGCCUGCUUCAAGUCACUCCUAAAUCCUAUGAUACUCAACGUCAUGGAAACUUGAAAAGUGGAAAUACUGGAGGCCCGCCCCAUCAGAAACCUCCGUAUAGUUAUAUUGCGUUGAUCGCCAUGGCCAUUCGUAACGCGCCGGAACAAAAGAUCACUUUGAAUGGAAUCUACAGUUUUAUCAUGGACCAUUUUCCCUACUACCAUGACAACAAGCAGGGCUGGCAAAACUCGAUCCGACAUAACCUAUCGCUUAACGAUUGCUUUCAAAAGGUUCCACGCGAAAAAAGCAAACCCGGUAAAGGUUGCUAUUGGACGCUCGACACUAAAGGAGAGGCUAUGUUCGAAAACGGAAACUUCCGCCGGCGAAAAAGACGCCCGAACUUGGCAGUUCGGCAUCAAGUGCGUCAACAUCUCGCGCGUCAAGUGAUUUCUCAUGACCAGACGCCGAUCUCAAAUGAGAUGUCUCCCCGAAUUAGUUCCACUUACUUUCGGUCUGAUGAAGUAAAUCUAUCGGGAAUGCAGUUCUCUGAGUCCGCCGGAUCGUCACGUCGGAUGCCAUUAGGCGAUUGCAGCUACCCUUUGGAUAAAUUAACAGUUCAACAAGAGCUCGAGCUUCUUCGCCGUCUUCAAGGCGUUGUUCCAAAGGUGCCAACAUUAAUGGAUCACGUUCUCCCGCUGCAAAUGGCUUUACCUCCUCUAGAUAAUGGGCCUUCACUUUUACAUUAUCUUGCCAUGCAGAGACUUCUGUUUCAAGGGACCAACUGCUUCGAUCCAGUACUCGAUUCGAUACCUUGUAGACCUCCAGAAAAACGACCCUUGAAGUCCUUCAACAUUGAAGACAUUAUUCGGCCGCGGGAAGUAGCGACGGGAUACGUAACCUCAGUCAACUGCUCUGAAGCACCGGGAAAUAUUGCACCACACACCACAUUAGAGUAAGCUGAGACAAAUGUCGUGCUUUGGAAUUAUGAGGUGUAAUUUCCAUAGACAUAUCUGAAGAGGU